GAGGGACCAUGGCUAACGCAACAUUUGGAGCAGCUAUGAAAAAAGAAUGCUUUCGUUUCGAGGAGGGGGUGACCUUUUUAAAUCAUGGAUCAUAUGGGGCGAUCCCUAUAAAGAUACGAGAUCGACAAAAACAAUUACAUGAUGAGUUAAACGACAACCCGGACCUGUUCUACAGACAGACAGAGUACCAGCUGUACACGCAGGCUAGGGAGGCGGCCGCCAGAUUAGUGGGCGCGGAUCCAGAAAAUUUAGUGUUCGUCCAGAAUGCGACCACAGGUGUUAACAGUGUUCUGAAGGCUUUGCCCUGGCGAGAUGAAGACGAGAUUUUGACGACAGUACAUACUUAUAGAGCUGUUGCUAAUGCGUGUCGUAAAGUGGCAGAAUUUUCCACAGGUGGACACAUACACCAAUUCGAUAUACGCUUCCCUAUUAGGGACGAACAACAAGUGGUGGAGAGUAUGACGUCACACCUUGACAAACAUCCAAAGAUCCGAUUAGUUGUUUUAGAUCACAUUACCAGCCCGACAGCAUUAGUAUUCCCCUUGAGAGAAAUGAUUGCAGAGUGCAGAAAAAGGGGAGUCUUGGUGUUCAUAGACGGAGCGCAUGCUCCAGGGCAAGUGGAAAUCAACUUGGAAGAGCUUCGACCCGAUUUCUAUACUGGGAACUUUCACAAAUGGGUGUUCACGCCUCGAGGGUGUGCAAUUCUCUGGAUUGCCAAACAACACCACGAUUGGUGUACUCCACUUGUGACGUCACAUAUGUACAAAAAAGGCGUUCAGUUAGAAUACUUUAUGCAAGGAACUCGAGACAAUAUACCAUAUUUCUUAGUCCCAGAGGCGCUAAAGUUCUUUUCUGAAAUUGGAGGAAUGGAGAAGAUUCACCAGUACACGAAAGCUCUUUUGGACAACGUUACAUCAAUGAUAUCGGAUAAACUAGGAACUCCAAAGCCGGAAAUUCCAAAGUCGAUGGAAGCACCGUACAUGAGACUAGUUUUGCUUCCAGAAUACGAAGGAUAUCCAGCUGGAACAGAUGAAGGAGCCGAGAGAUUGAUAUUAGAUCUGAUGAGGAAGCACAGAAUCAACACUGCCGUGUGUCCCACCCAGGGCCAGCUCUACCUAAGACUGUCCGCCAGUGUCUACAACCAACUCUCUGACUACGAAAAAAUAGCGGAGGUCCUCAACGCCUUACCCAGGAAAUGAAAUACUAGUACUACAGACUCUCAAACACAAAUCUUUUUUCUUCACAUCUUGUAACUCAUUAAACUACUAAUUUAUCAUUAUCUACAAUAUAAAUAAUAGGAUUCUUUGUUUGAAUAAAUCAAGGAUAUGUAGAUCUCACACCAUUAUCUUUAAGGUACACCACCACAAUGAUAAGAGAGAUAAUCCUUGCAAAUUCUAUAUUCAAUGAAAUUAAGUUCCAGCAAGGUAUGCUGAAAUAGGUUUUCAUUUGCAAAUUGUUUCUAAAACAUCCUGAAAUGUAAUUGGUUGGUUGGUUGAUAUGGGUGCACUGAAUUUACAAUUUGUUUUUUUUUUAAACAAGUACAGUAAAACACGGUUAUAAUGAACACGCUUAUAAUGAAUUAACGCUUAGAGCGAAGUGAAUUUCAUUCCCCAAGACUCUUAACAUAUUAAAAACUUGACGGAUGUAACGAAUUACGAUUAAAACGAAAUUAAAAUUCCCCUCCCUGGCGCUUCGUUAUAACCAUGUUUAACUGUACAUGUAUAUUAAAAUCCUUGUAAUAUACUACAGAUAAUAAUUUCUUGUGAAAAGUUCCACUACAAAACAUACCCCCACCUGUUUCCAUAAAAUUAAGAGGACUCCAAAGUGGUGGUCACACUAAGACAUCCCCCCCCCCCCCCAAAAAAAUACAGAAAACAAACCAAUAUUAAUACAACACUUAAGUUUUUGGAAAAUCUGGUUUAUUGUAGAAAGACAAUAUUGACAAAGAAAGGGACCUUCUCACACUAGUACUUCCUCAGUACAUUUUACAAAUUCAGUGAAAUCAUUACCCACUACAUGUUAAAAAUUUUGCUGUAUCUAGUACAAGAAAAAACAUUUGGCACAAAAAUUAAAAGGCACAUGUAGAGGUUCAACCAUUUCCUUGAAAUUUCGUUAAUAGGACAUA
Molecule: messenger RNA, 2125 nt
Organism: Magallana angulata
Lineage: Eukaryota; Metazoa; Mollusca; Bivalvia; Ostreida; Ostreidae
Exons: 7
Coding region: 9-1199 (396 amino acids)
Source: RefSeq, a predicted model, not a curated record